UGUAAAUCAUUUUACAGAGCCCAGAGAUAGACGAGGAAGUAAACUUUAGAACAUUUGUUUUUGUGAAAAUACACUCUCGGAUUAUAUGUACGGAUAAUGAAAAUGAUAGAAAGUUAAGAUGACCUGAUCCAAAACAUUCAAAUACUGAGCUGCGUGCAAAAAUGGAAGUAUCUGGUCGUAGGACACAUGGUGCGCCAGGAGGGCAACCAUUUGCCGAAGAAAGGGAAAUAUUCUGUCAGCCGUGUAGCAGUGAUGGUGAUUGGGUUGUUGUCAUGGGAUACUGUCAGAACUGUAAUGAAUACUUCUGUUCUGCAUGCCUAAGAGUUCACCGAAAACAAUCCGUGAGCCGAAAUCAUGUUAUCUUAGAAGGCAAAAGUAUGCCGAAAUCUCUGGUACCGGAAGUAGGCGUAGAACCUUGCUCCGAGUUAUGUGCAUCGCAUACAAAUGAAAUAGUGAAAUUCUACUGUUCCUCUCACGAUACAAUAGGAUGCGGUGAUUGUAUGGUCUUAGAACAUAAAGCUUGUAAAGUAGAACGAAUCCAAGACAUCUCAUGUAGCUACUUGAACGGCCCAGAACACACAAAGCUGGUUGAAACAGUGGGAAAAUUCCUUCAAAAUCUGGAAGAUUUAGGGGCUUGCAUACCAUUGGUGGAAGAAGAUAUGAACGCAACAUAUUCCAAGGCUUUGGCUGACAUAAAAACAUUUAGGAAAGAAGUGAAUAUUUAUCUAGAUGAAGCUGAAGUCGAGAUUAUGGCUGAAGUGAACAAUUGGAAAAAGAAAACUGGAAAGACAUUUUCAGAGCUGGACAAUGAUAAAAUAUCAAUACAAAAUGAAAUCAAAGAAUUAGAAGAAAAACUAACGCUCCAAUCCAAAAAAGCAAACGAACUUUUUACGGCAGCCAAACAAAUGAAAGAGAGGAUGAUCACAAUCGAUACCAGCAUUAAACAAAUGUUCCAAAAAGGCCAGACACAAUCAUUUAUGUUUGAACCGUCUUCUGAAAUAAAACAAAUUAUUUCUUCUAAGGCUCCGCUUGGGAAGCUGGCAAAAGAAGCCAUAAAGAGAAACACCCAAAAUAAACUUACGUUGGAUGAUAUGGAGCCGCAGUUUGAUGGGGAAAUCAAUAUCAAGACACAUGAAGAUAAAGCAGACUGUUUCAUUAUAGCAUCUGCUAUUAUUUCACCAAGUCAAAUAGUACUUGCAGACUAUGCAAACAAAUGUUUGAAAAUGGUUGAUAUUGAACAGAGGAAACUAUCUACAAGACAUGAACUGUGUACGGGACCGGUUGACGUGGCAGUUGUAUCCAAGAAUAUUAUUGCAGUUACACUUCCAGAUAAACAGAAAAUACAAUUUCUGUCUAUCACACAGAAAAACACACUCACUGAAAGUCAUGUCAUAAAUGUGAAUGGCAACGUUCGAAAACUUGCUUGUCAAAAUGAUAAACUAAUCAUUGGGUAUUUUAACAAAAUUGAAAUUUUGCAAAUGAAUGGUCAUGUUGUGAAAACAAUAUCUUCAACAGAUUUAUCGUGCAUAGAGUGUGUAGCAUUUUCUCAUGAUUCUAUGGCAUUCUUUGUCUCUGACGGUUCCAGAGAAAGAUCUUUAGUUUAUAAAUUUGACUUUGAUGGCAACAUACUAGCAACAUACAAUGAUAAGACACUGCAAGCUGUUGGAGGACUCACAGUGACAACAGAUGGUACAGUGCUUGUGUGUAGCUGGACUAGAAGUGGUGGCAUUCACAUGAUUUCACCAGCAUGCAAGAAAAUCAAGGAAAUUCUACAGCAGAAUGAACAUGUUCAAUUCCCGUGUUCUGUUUCAUUCUGCUGUCAAACAAACAAACUGUUUCUGAGUAACAGUAGAUAUAAUCUUGACCCUAAACUGAAAAAUGUGUUGAAAAUUUUUCAGAUGAUGUGAAUGUGCAACUGAUAAAAAGGGUCCUCAUUAUAUUUGAUGACAACCUCUCUGCUCUAUUCCACAAUUAAGACAACAGUCAAAUCUGUGCUAAAACUGUGUUUGAACUGAGACCACCUGUCAAGACAAUAUGUUUCAUUUCCUAUUUAAACAAAUGCAAUAUAUUUCAAUUUGUGAAUAAAAAUCAUCUGCAAAUAAAAAACAAAUACGAGUUAUGCUCCACAAACAGUGUUUUUAUAGGCAGUUUUGACUGAUUAAGUGGUGGUAUCACUGAAAAUUUUGUCAGUAUUUUAUUUUUAAAAUAUAUUCUGUGUAUAUUAUCUGAAGUGUUGCUUCAAUUUAUACUACACUGUAUAGUCAUUGUAUUGUAUCAAUACAUCGUGUGUAUUAUAAUUUCUUGCUUUUAUUCAAUACAUAUUUUUAUAGAUUUCCCAGCGUUGAUACGGUAUUAUUUUCUUACGGACAUUGUUUGACAGAGUGAUUGCAUUUUGUUAUGUUCUUAUGUGCACUCUUAAACGAAACAUUGAAAGUAAAUCAUUUCUGGAUUAACAAGCUUUUAAGAAAGGAAUGCACGUUUUGCAUUUAUCCUUCUUGUGGUUAAUACAUGUACUAACUUUGAAGUCAUACAGAUAAGAUAGAUCAGCAAUAGAGAAAGUGAGAUAGAAAAUCCGAUGCUGCGCAGUGAAAUGGGGACAUAUCUUUGAAAAAAAAAUGCCUAGAAAAAAAAGUGAAAUCAUCCUGAAAGAUUUGAGCUAGAACUAUAUAUAGAUCUUGUUACAAUCUGAAGCAAAUACAUUUAUUAUUUAUCAAUAUUAUUGGGAAGUUUUACCUGAAGUUGUAUUCAAAAAGCGGAAAUACAUCAUAAAAGAUCAGGAUCAGAGCUUUUGGUGCAUAUAUGAUGUUCAUAAUAAUAAAGAACAUAUUCUUUUAAACAAAGUCCCUCUGCCGGUGCCUAAAUGUAUUUAUUUUUUUAAAUCGCGUUAAAACUAUAUUAAAUGCUAAGCGAAACGUUGAGCAAUAAGAUCAACAUAAAGCUAUUUGUUGCUUUGUCACUAGAAGUGACUUCAUCCCUGAAAUAA
Mercenaria mercenaria is the source of this 2983-nucleotide messenger RNA. RefSeq lists its product as uncharacterized. NCBI's taxonomy places the organism in Eukaryota, Metazoa, Mollusca, Bivalvia, Venerida, Veneridae. Gene Ontology annotation, molecular function: ubiquitin-protein transferase activity; zinc ion binding. The record is from RefSeq and is a predicted model, not a curated record. Bases 162 to 1907 code for a protein of 581 amino acids. Gene Ontology annotation, biological process: positive regulation of DNA-templated transcription. The transcript is spliced from 2 exons. Gene Ontology annotation, cellular component: nucleoplasm; chromatin.